CCUCGAUCGCAGAAUACACAGCCAUCUUGGAUCUACGAGGAGAAGAGAAAUUAAUGCGGUGACAAACAGCAUGUUUAGUGCUACAAGAAAGAAGUUUGUAGAGGGGGUCGAAAGUGACUACCCUGAUGAAAGCAUGUACUACAGCCAGCCAUCGAUGUUCCCACAUCGAUCAGACAAAGACAUGCUGGCAUCUCCAUCUCCAUCAUCGUCAGGUCAAUUGUCCCAGCUUGGUGCAAGUUUAUACGGACCACAAAGCGCCCUGGGCUUUCCCAUACGGGGCAUGAGCAACAACCCCCAGGUAAAUCGCAGCUUAUCGCAAGGUACCCCGCUACCGAGCCACGUAACCCCGACGACGGGAGUCCCCACAAUGUCGCUCCACACUCCGCCCUCGCCGAGCAGGGGCAUCCUGCCCAUGAACACGAGGAACAUGAUGAACCACUCCCAGGUGGGCCAGGGCAUGGCCAUGAGCGGCAGGACCAACAGCAUGAGCAGCUCAGGGCUGGGCAGCCCCAGCAGGAGCUCGCCCAGCAUCAUAUGCAUGCCAAAGCAGCAGCCGUCGCGACAGCCCUUCACCAUCAACAGUAUGUCCGGGUUCGGAAUGAACAGGAAUCAGGCAUUUGGGAUGAACAACUCAUUAUCGAGCAACAUCUUCAAUGGAACAGACGGGAGCGAAAACGUGACGGGACUGGACCUGUCGGACUUCCCGGCGCUCGCGGACAGAAGUCGAAGGGAAGGAAGUGGAAACCCAACGCCGUUGCUCAACCCGCUGGCUGGGAGGGCUCCGUACGUUGGGAUGGUCACGAAGCCGUCGAACGAACAGUCCCAGGACUUCUCCAUCCACAACGAGGACUUCCCUGCACUGCCUGGCCCCAACUACAAGGACCCCACGUCGAGUAACGAUGACAGCAAAUCCAAUUUAAAUUCAUCAGGCAAGAACGCAUCCAGCACAGAUGGGCCCAAGUUCCCAGGAGACAAGAGCUCAACAGCGCAGAACAACAACCAGCAGAAGAAAGGGAUCCAGGUGUUACCUGACGGACGGGUGACGAACAUUCCCUCCGGGAUGGUAACAGACCAGUUCGGGAUGAUCGGGUUGUUAACCUUCAUCCGGGCGGCGGAGACCGACCCGGGGAUGGUGCACUUGGCGCUUGGCAGCGACUUGACGACACUAGGGCUCAACCUCAACUCACCAGAAAAUCUGUACCCCAAGUUUGCAUCUCCUUGGGCGUCAGCGCCUUGUCGACCUCAAGACAUCGACUUCCAUGUUCCAUCCGAGUACUUAACCAACAUUCACAUAAGGGACAAGCUGGCUGCAAUCAAACUGUCUCGAUAUGGAGAGGACCUGCUGUUCUACCUGUACUACAUGAAUGGAGGAGACCUCUUACAACUCCUAGCAGCAGUAGAGCUUUUCAACCGGGACUGGAGGUACCACAAAGAGGAGAGGGUGUGGAUCACGCGAGCGCCGGGCAUGGAGCCCACAUUAAAGACCAACACCUACGAGAGGGGAACGUACUACUUCUUUGAUUGUCUUAACUGGAGGAAGGUAGCUAAGGAGUUUCACCUGGAAUACGACAAGCUAGAAGAAAGGCCUCACGUGCCAUCAACCUUCAACUACAACCCAGCUCAGCAAGCCUUCUGAAAGACUUCCCUGUUCAUGGGGUAUGGCUGUCUCGGCACGUUACUCACCGAAACCGCAGACGCUGAUGUGGCUCAGGCAUCCUGGUUUUUAUUCCUCGAGGAUCUGGCAAUUGACUUAGACGGAGAGGUCACCAUUCUGGGGGUCCUACCUUAUAAAUUAUGUGCUGCCCAAACACCCAACGCUUGCUCCUUUUUUUUUUUUCUUUCUACCUUCUUUUUUCAUUUCUUUCGUUUGAGCAGGGUCUGAAUUUUUUUGUUUACGCCUCUCUUCAGAGACCCGUCUGUUCAAAGGCAGGAUAACUGACGUUCCAACACACUCACACAGUAACAGAACAAGGUUCGUGCUUAAUUUUCCAAAGUGUUAGAAACUAAGAAACGUGGAAGACAAAACCCCACGCCAAUAAGUACAGUAACAGCAUAAAACGAAACAAAAAUAAACACAAAGAACAGAAGGAAAUGCCAUGUCCGUUGUAGCACUAUUUGGUAAUAAAAGAACACAAAAAAUGUUUGUGCAUUUUUUAUGUGAAGACACUCGUUCUUUGUUUUGGAAAGAUAAGCAGCCUUUAACCCACCAUAUGCAUAUCCCCACCCUCUUCAUGAACCCACCCCGCCCCCUCACCAAUCAGAUUACACUGUUUUCUUGACGGGCGUUUUCAAUAAAUCAACUCUCAGACUGUUUUAGUGAACGUUAUUGCCGCAGUCCGUGGGCGGUCUCCUCCAGGGCUGCGCGAUUUACUGAGCUUCAUCGUUCCUGAAUGAGCGAAAAAACACUGUCCAGUCUUUGUUACGAUUUUGUAAUAAACGUGUACAUUUUUUUAAUUUUUGGACAUCACAUGAAUAAAGAUAUGUAUGUACGAAUGUGUAUAUAUUAUAUAUAUAUGACAUCUAUUUUGGGAAAAAAAAACAGAAAAAAAACGUUGCCCUGCCGUACCUCGUUUUUAGGAGGUGAGCACGGAUGCAAUACGUGGAUUAAAACCGGACAUUUCUGGAGCUGCUGGGCAGGGGACCGUGUUUGUCGCCCUGUGCACUUUUGAUUUUGACAGAAAAAGAAAAAUAAUCAACUAAAAUAAAAGGGCCAGAUUUUCAGCGAACCAAGGACACCCAUACCCAAGUGAACGAGUCGGGACUUGAGGAAGAGGACUUGAGGCAUUUCAGUCUGGCUGUUUAAACGGCAGCAUUUCAUAGGAAAAGAAAAACCCAAUAAAAAAAAUUAAACAGAUCAAUCUUGUAUUUUCU
This is a messenger RNA of Megalops cyprinoides (Indo-Pacific tarpon), 2871 nucleotides long. RefSeq names its product CCR4-NOT transcription complex, subunit 2 (gene cnot2). Gene Ontology annotation, cellular component: P-body; CCR4-NOT core complex. Lineage: Eukaryota; Metazoa; Chordata; Actinopteri; Elopiformes; Megalopidae. The record is from RefSeq and is a predicted model, not a curated record. The transcript has 15 exons. Gene Ontology annotation, biological process: regulation of DNA-templated transcription; regulation of stem cell population maintenance; nuclear-transcribed mRNA poly(A) tail shortening. The coding region runs from base 71 to 1636 and encodes 521 amino acids.